AUGGCAUCUCUCACGAGCGGGGCUUAUCCCCCGCCAUUACAGCAAGCUGAAAAAGAAGCCCUCGUCGAAACGGCCAAAGACUGGGCCAUUGCCAACGGCCUCGCUGUGCGGUCGCCCCCUGCAGUCGUCCCAACCGAAACUGAUCCUGCGGGCAUCACGGCCAUCAACGUCCCCGUCACUCUCUUCCCCACUCCCUUCCCGCGAGAGUGCUUCGAGCAGGGCCAGGCGGUGCAAAAGACUUACAACGAGCUGUAUGCGGCUGUGAGCCGUGACGAGGCAUUUCUCGAGCAAACUGUCAAGGAGGUCGUAAAUGGCGACGACUUCAUCCGCAACCUAUGGGAUGUCCAUCUGAAAGUCAAGGCUGAGGGCUACACUCAGCCUUUAUCCUUGGGUCUCUUCAGAUCAGACUACAUGGUCCAUCAGGACAAUGCAGUUUCUCCUCCUUCCGUUCAAGUAAAGCAAGUCGAAUUCAACACCAUCGCCGCAUCCUUCGGUGGCCUCUCAACUUACACAUCCAAACUACACAAAUUCCUUGCAGCCACCGAGUAUCCCCUGCUCCAACACGCAUUGGCACCGGACUCACUCAAUCUCCCCGAUAACCAAAGCAUCCAGGGCCUAGCAGGCGGCAUCCAGGCUGCUUUCCAUGCCUAUCCCAAGUCCGACCUAGGUCAUGCCAAAUGUGUCAUCUUCCUAGUCCAGGGCGGCGAGCGCAACAUUUUUGACCAACGCCAUCUAGAGUACCAGGUCACCCAAGCCUCACCAACGAUACCAGUUUUCAGACUUGCCAUCUCAGAUAUCUUCAAACACACCACCCUUGCCGACACACCGAAGCGCCAGCUCCUCUACAGUCUCCCUCGCGACCCAUCCAAGGUGUUUGAAGUAGCCGUCAUUUACAUGCGCUCUGGCUACCACACCAACGACUAUCCCGACCAGACAGCCUGGGAUGCCCGCUACCACCUGGAGCGGUCUGGCGCGAUCAAGUGCCCCAGCAUUCUCACCCAGCUGGCGGGCACCAAAAAGGUUCAACAAGUGCUGGCCACUCCCCGGCCUUCAUCUGCGCCGUCUGUCCUCGGAAAUUUCAUCAACGACCAUACCCCGGCUGCCGCUGAGCUCUGGAAGACGUUUACCAACAUUUACCCCAUGGACACGUCCGAAGCCGGCCUGGAGGCACGGAAGAAGGCGCUGGAUCCCGAGCUAUGCAAGGCAUACGUUCUCAAGCCCCAACGAGAGGGAGGAGGCAACAACAUCUACCGAAGCGCCAUUCCAGAAUUCCUAAAGACUCUGCCCGAGGAACACUGGGGCGCAUACAUUCUCAUGGAGCUUAUUGUGCCACCACCCGUGUCAAACAUUAUCCUUAGAAAUGGUCACUUGGAGGAAGGCGGUAUUAUUUGCGAAUUGGGCGUAUAUGGCACUUGUCUGUGGAAUCAGGGCAACGGAGAUGUGCUCCACAAUGAGGGCGCAGGAUACCUGCUCCGUACAAAGGGAGAUCAGAGCGAGGAGGGAGGUGUAGCUGCAGGGUACGGUUGCAUGGACAGCGUUACCUUGGUAUGA
Molecule: messenger RNA, 1551 nt
Organism: Trichoderma gamsii
Lineage: Eukaryota; Fungi; Ascomycota; Sordariomycetes; Hypocreales; Hypocreaceae
Exons: 4
Coding region: 1-1551 (516 amino acids)
Biological process (GO): glutathione biosynthetic process
Cellular component (GO): cytosol
Molecular function (GO): glutathione synthase activity; glutathione binding; ATP binding
Source: RefSeq, a predicted model, not a curated record